AUGCAGCUCGAGCUGGAGGCGCGCGCACAGGAGCGUGAUGCGCUCAUGACCUGCGCCUCUGUCCCGUCAGCUGCUGCGCAUCAGAGGAACAUGCAGGAUGAGCCUGUGGGGGUGACCACCGAACACUCACCCCCGUCCCGAGAGCACAAGGACAGCAGCAGCACAGAGAGCCGUCACAGCACUCAGCUGUGCGCCUUUACGUCCGUGUACAACCUCCUGAACCAAAGGACUACUGUGCCCGAGCCUUUAUACGCGGCACUGUCCAUCAGUGACCUUCAGCACAGUCAUAAAAUACAUCUGCAGCCGGCCCCGGGCCCCCCGCUGAACCAGAUCGACCCCCGGUGCGCUGCUGACUCUUCCCUGGACAAGGCUCACGCUGAUGCUGCGUCGCCAUCGCUCACUUCCAGAAAAACGCUCCAAAUGGACUCCCCCAUUACCCACCACAACGGCAAUGGCAGCAGCACCGCCAGCAUGCUAUCCGGGGGUCUCAGCGCUGCUUUCUCUAACCCCACCCAAGAGAUGCAGAGCGCCAGCGGGGGGACCUCACCUUCCCUUCCUGGUUUUGGGACCCCGUGGUCGAUCCAAACCAGCUCCUCUCCCCCUCCCGCGCCCAUCAACCCUGUGCACAUGAAUCCGAUCAGCACAGAGGCAGACUCCAGCAGCUUCUACCCCAGCAUCCCCUCCUCCAUCAACCCGGCCUUCUUCCAGAGCUUCUCAGCAGUGUCAGCUAGUACGAUGAACGUGCCGGGCUUCAGUGGUCCUUUCUCCCCGCAGAUGAACGCGCCUCCUCCGCCACAGAGCCGCAGGUCCCCGGUCAGUCCACAGAUGCACCCGCAGCAGGGGGCCUUCCUCCAACAGAGAAACAACUACAACCAGCAUCAGCCAAUGGUGAAGCCCUCUCCGUGGAGCAGCCACCAGGGAAACGGCUGGGGCUCUGGGGGGAUGUCCUGGGGCAGAGACCACCGUCGAGGGGGGGGUGGUUUGGGCGUACCUGGCUCCAUCAGUCACCUCUCCCCGCACAAAAAGCCCUUCCCCGCUAACGUCAUCGCACCCCCAAAGUUCCCACGCUCGGCCGGAUCUCUGGGACCCAAGUCGUGGAUUGAAGAGAACGUCUUCCGCACAGAUAACAACAGCAACACCCUCCUGCCCCUCCAGGAACGGUCUCGAAUGUAUGACAGCCUGAACAUGCACUCUCUGGAGAGCUCUCUCAUCGACAUCAUGCGGGCCGAGCAGGAUCCUAUGAAAGGCCGAGUGGGAUGCCCUUAUCCGGGGGCAGAGGGUCUUCUCAUGCUUAAUGGCCGCUCAUCUCUGUUCCCCAUCGAUGACAAUCUCCUUGACGACGGUCACAUGAACCAGGGCAUCCCGGGACUCAACUGUUACCCGCACCAGAACGGGGAACGCAUUGAGCGCUUCUCCAGAAAAGUCUUUGUGGGAGGUCUGCCCCCUGAUAUCGAUGAAGAUGAGAUAACAUCCAGUUUCCGUCGUUUUGGUCACCUGGUCGUCGAUUGGCCGCACAAAGCAGAGAGCAAGUCUUACUUUCCACCUAAAGGAUACGCCUUCCUGCUGUUCCAGGAGGAGACUUCAGUGCAGGCGCUCAUCGAGGCCUGUAUGGAGGAAGACGGGAAGCUCUACCUGUGUGUGUCCAGCCCCACCAUCAAAGACAAACCAGUUCAGAUCCGCCCUUGGAACCUGAGUGACAGUGAUUUUGUGAUGGACGGGUCUCAGCCUCUGGACCCCCGUAAGACCAUCUUUGUGGGAGGAGUGCCCCGUCCCCUCAGAGCGAUCGAGCUGGCGAUGAUCAUGGACCGUCUGUAUGGAGGAGUGUGUUACGCUGGGAUCGACACAGACCCGGAGCUCAAAUACCCAAAGGGGGCGGGGCGAGUGGCCUUCUCCAAUCAGCAGAGCUACAUCGCAGCCAUCAGCGCCCGAUUUGUUCAGCUGCAGCAUGGAGACAUUGACAAGAGGGUGGAGGUGAAGCCUUAUGUCCUGGAUGACCAGCUCUGCGACGAAUGUCAGGGGGCUCGCUGUGGGGGAAAGUUCGCUCCAUUCUUCUGCGCCAACGUCACCUGCCUUCAGUACUACUGCGAGUUCUGCUGGGCUAACAUCCACUCACGGGCCGGCCGCGAGUUCCACAAACCGCUGGUCAAAGAGGGCGCGGACCGACCCCGACAGAUCCACUUUCGCUGGAACUAG
This is a messenger RNA of Knipowitschia caucasica, 2193 nucleotides long. Lineage: Eukaryota; Metazoa; Chordata; Actinopteri; Gobiiformes; Gobiidae. The record is from the annotation of a GenBank genome assembly.